AUGAAGGUGACAAAAUUAGAUUUUAAAGCCAAAGAAUAGAAAAAUCUAAAGAUAAAGUUUGAUUUAUUUAAUUCAUAAUAAAUUUUAUUUACUAUGGAAUUAUAAGUCAAAGAAUACAUAAGUUCCUUAUUAAAAACUUAAAUUCUUGAAAAUCUGACUCUCAAAAACAAAGAUAAAUAUCUAUAACAUUCGACUGGAUUUAUGUAUAUAUAAGAUAUUUAAAUUCAUUUAGAUGCUUUCUUCAGGGUUAUAGUCUCGAGAUUGGAUACUCAGUCCAACCUAAUAUCAACGAAGCAAUAUCUCAUUACUUAUAUGGCGUUAAAUUUUUUGCAGAUCCAUUGUGCGCAUUUUAAUUAGAGCAAUAUUAUACUAAGCAUAAGAAUAAUAUUUUGGCUUCCUUGUAAAUAUCAUAUUAUGACAAUUAAGUUGCAAGUAUCUCUAUUACUUGUUGAUUGAAUUGGUUUAUGAAAUCAAACAUUCGCUUAAAAAAGUUGAAUGUUAAAAAUAUCAAGAUGCAGUAUCAAAAUUAGCCCCAACGUCGGAUAUACCUUUAAAUCAAAUGAGCAAUUUUCUAUAGGCUCUUUUUCUUUUUAGAGAAACCGAAUCAUAACAACAUUAUGAUUAACUUUUGAUGAACUAUGAAUAAAUGGGUAAUAAAAUUUAUGCCCACCCAAUUCUUAUCAAAUAAUUCACUUUGUCAACAAAGAAUCCUAAUAAAUGUCCUGAUAUCAUGUAUAAGCUAUGCUCAUAAGUAAAUCCAGAGUUCUUUUUUAAAUAAGUACCAUUUAUAAUUUAAUAACAAGGUAGUGUUUAUUUAAUAUUUCUCUUUAUGGAAUGAUUGAUGACUCAUAUUUGAAUUCCAUUCGUUAAGUUAUUUUAGAGUUAAGUUUCCUUAAUAGAACAGAGAAUUAUGCUGAAGUGAUAAAAUAAUUGCAUAUCAAAGGUACUGAAUAGGUCAUUCACAAAUUAUUAAUAUUUUAAAACCGAGUCAAAACACAAAAGGAAAUAGAGCUAAAAAGUGAAGAAAUCAAAUUGAUAGGUUAAUAAAAUUCAUUGAUCACUCUUUAUAUAUUAGGGAAACGACAGAAGAAUAGAUCAAAGAAUUGCUUUUUAUGUAAGGCAAAAUUAUUGCUUAAAAAUCCGUGGCCUGAAAGUCCUUUUAUCAUAUUCGUUUAUAUGUUCUAUCAAGCUAAGUUAGAGUUACAUCACUAGAAUCAUGAUGGAUAUACAAAAUUGAUUGAUUAAAAUAUAUUUGAGGAAUGCAAACGUUAUUAUGAUCGAAAUGCGGUUAAAUUUAAUUAAGCAAGGACACUUCAAUUCUUCUCUAUUCGAAGAAGAUUAGAUAAAUAAAGAGAUAAAAUUACAUUUAAAAACAAAGAGAUUCAGAGUAUGUUCGAUCAAAAGAGAGUUCAAUAAUUAGACCUUUCAAGAGACAACUUCUUAGCAAUUCAGCAAACUCAAAUUGAACUUAGAAGAUCAUUCCUAAAUCAAUCCCCACAAAAGAAGAUAAUAGAUUCAAUCAAACAAAACUAAAGUCUUUAUAUAAACAGUGAAAAUAAGAGGUUAAAUUUUGAUAGAACUAUUCAAGGACCUCAAAUUUUACAUUACUUAGAUGAUAUACAAUUGCAGAAAUCAAGAUUCAUUGAUUUUGAGAAUAAGAUCAGAUAUUCUAAGUUGAAUUUGAUAUAAUAAUAAGAAAUUUCUGAAGUUUAAUUUAUAAGUAAAAGCAAUAGAGACGGGUAGAUAAGCUUAGGUAAAUAUUAAGGGAAGGUGAUAUUUAUAAAAACAUUGUCUUGUAUGAGCUAUGAUCAAAUUAACUAAUAUUUUAAAUUGGUGAAAAAGUAUUUUAACUUAGAUCACAAAAAUAUUAGAACUAUUAUAGGAUAUAACAUAGAGGAUCUUUAAGAAAUGGACUUAAGUGGUUAAAUCCGUAUCUUAACAUAUAAAUAUGAUUAUAAUUUAAGAACCUUCCUUUAAAAGAACAAGAUUUCAACAAAAGAGAAAUGGCAUAUGGCAGUGUAGAUCAUAGAUGCUAUAUAUUAUUUACAUCAAAACGAGGUGAUCUUUUGUAAUUUACAUCCGAAUAAUAUUCUAAUUGAUGGAGACACUCAGGUGCCAGUGCUCAUUGAUUUUGAUUUGCAGUUCGACAAAGACUACAUUGAUAUAAAAUAUAUGGCCAAAUAAGUAAUUGAAGAAGAGAUGCCAUUGUUUACUGAGAAGACUGAUAUUUAUUCAAUAGGAUGCAUCCUACUAUAUUUAUUUUUUGGUUGUUAAUUUCAAUUUCAUGAAUCACAGUACUUAUCAUAAUUUAUUGUUUUAUUAGUCAUUCUCCAACUCAGAUCUUAGAGACCUUAGAAGAUUUGAAUCCUGAUUAAUCUGCAAAUGUUGGUUUUGAAAUACCUCCGAAUUUAGACGGCUUACUAGAAAAGGCUAGAGUGAUUACAUUAAAAUGUUUAAAUGGAGAGAUUGAAUUAUUAGAUAUGCUUCAACAUUUUUAUGAUAAUGCUUGA
Molecule: messenger RNA, 2510 nt
Organism: Paramecium octaurelia
Lineage: Eukaryota; Ciliophora; Oligohymenophorea; Peniculida; Parameciidae
Source: the annotation of a GenBank genome assembly